Paramormyrops kingsleyae is the source of this 3903-nucleotide messenger RNA. RefSeq names its product discoidin domain-containing receptor 2-like. Gene Ontology annotation, molecular function: protein tyrosine kinase collagen receptor activity; ATP binding; collagen binding. The record is from RefSeq and is a predicted model, not a curated record. Gene Ontology annotation, cellular component: plasma membrane; signaling receptor complex. Gene Ontology annotation, biological process: positive regulation of neuron projection development; positive regulation of kinase activity; protein phosphorylation. Lineage: Eukaryota; Metazoa; Chordata; Actinopteri; Osteoglossiformes; Mormyridae.
GUUAUAGUCAGCGGAGCAGUUUUCAGUGAUGGUAGUGAGUAAAUGGGGGCUUUUUUGUGCCUCAAGCCUUUCUGUCCUGCAUGUGGUAGGAAUGAAGAAUCUGGCUGAAAUGAGGCACCAUCUUCCUCUGCUUCUGCUCUUGCUUCUAGGAGCCGUGAGGACGCAAGUCAAUCCCGGUGUGUGCCGUUACCCACUGGGAAUGUCCGGGGGACAGAUCCAGGAUGAGGACAUCUCCGCCUCCAGCCAGUGGUCCGAAUCCACCGCGGCCCGUUACGGCAGACUGGACUUCGAGGAGGGUGACGGUGCCUGGUGCCCAGAGAUCACCGUGGAGCCCGACCACUUGAAUGAGUUCUUGCAGAUUGACCUGCGCUCGCUGCACUUCAUCACGCUCGUGGGCACACAGGGCCGCCACGCUGGCGGCAUGGGCAAUGAGUUUGCCCAGAUGUACAAGAUCAAGUACAGCCGUGACGGGAACCGCUGGAUCUCCUGGAGGAACAGACAGGGCAGGGAGAUCAUCGAGGGCAACAGGAACGCGUACGACGUGGUGCUGAAGGACCUGGAGCCUCCCAUCAUCGCCCGCUUCGUCCGCUUCAUGCCCGUGACGGACCACUCCAUGAACGUGUGCAUGAGAGUGGAGCUUUAUGGCUGCGAAUGGCUAGAUGGCUUGGUGUCCUACAGCGCCCCCACAGGCCAGCAAAUGAUCUAUGAAGACCUGCAGGUUCAGCUCAACGACUCCGUGUAUGAUGGGGCUGUGGGCUACAGCAUGACCGAAGGGCUUGGCCAGCUGACAGAUGGCAUGUGCGGCCUGGACGACUUCACUCUCAGCCAUGUCUACGGCGUCUGGCCUGGCUAUGACUAUGUGGGCUGGAGCAACGAGAGUCUCCCCAUGGACUAUGUGGAGAUCAUGUUCGAGUUCGAUCGGAUACGCAACUUCACCACCAUGAAAGUGCACUGUAACAACAUGUUCACCAGUCGGGUGAAGAUGUUCCGGCAGGUGGUCUGCCGCUUCCGCUCGGAGUCGGACUGGGAGCCCACGUCGGCCUCCUUCAGCCCCAUCAUGGACAACGCCAACCCCAGCGCUCGCUUCGUCACAGUCUCCCUCCACAACCACAUGGCCAGUGCCAUAAAAUGCCAGUACUACUUCGCUGACACCUGGAUGAUGUUCAGUGAAAUAACUUUCCAGUCAGACACGGCAAUGUACAAUACCACCCUACCACCCUCAAACACUGACCCCCCAACAAGCACUCAGCCAGGUGACGACCCUACUCAUAAAGUGGAUGACAGCAAUACAAGGAUUCUGAUUGGCUGCUUGGUGGCAAUCAUCUUCAUCUUGGUGGCCAUUAUAGUCAUGAUUCUGUGGAGGCAAGUUUGGCAGAAGAUGCUGGAGAAGAGUGAAACCUACACCUACAGCAGCAACAACAACCACUCAUCGUCUCCCAGCGAACAGGAGUCCACCUACGAGAGGAUCUUCCCCCUCGGCCCAGACUACCAGGAGCCCUCACGCCUCAUCCGCAAGCUGCCCGAGUUCUCCCAGGUCACAGAGGAGGCCGCGGGGACCAGUGUAGCCUCAAAACCAGCUCAAGCCAGUGGCCAGGAAGGCGUACCUCACUACGCCGAGGCUGACAUCGUCAACCUGCAGGGGGUGACAGGGAGCAACACCUAUGCCGUGCCCGCCAUCACGAUGGACCUGCUGUCUGGAAAGGACGUGGCCGUGGGGGAGUUUCCCAUGAAGCUGCUGAGCUUCAAGGAGAAGCUUGGGGAGGGACAGUUCGGAGAGGUGCAUCUCUGUGAGGCAGAGGGCAUGCAGGAUUUCAUGGACGAGGAUUUCUCUUUCGACGUCAGCCCCGGCAUGCCCGUGCUUGUAGCUGUGAAGAUGCUGAGAGCAGAUGCCAAUAAAAAUGCCAGGAAUGACUUCCUGAAAGAAAUCAAGAUCAUGUCACGGUUAAAAGACCCCAACACCAUCCGCCUGCUGGCAGUGUGCAUUUGCGCCGAUCCCCUCUGCAUGAUCACAGAAUACAUGGAGAAUGGGGACCUUAACCAGUUCCUGUCCCGUCACGAUCCCAAGAUCCAGGCAGCCUUCUUCGGGAAUGCUGCCAUAGUCACUUACAGUAACCUGCACUACAUGGCCAUGCAGAUAGCCUCUGGCAUGAAGUACCUGUCCUCACUAAACUUCGUCCACCGAGACCUCGCCACACGCAACUGCUUGGUGGGCAAGAAUUACACCAUCAAGAUUGCUGACUUUGGCAUGAGCCGUAACCUGUAUAGUGGGGAUUACUAUCGCAUCCAGGGCCGUGCCGUGCUGCCCAUCCGCUGGAUGUCCUGGGAGAGCAUCCUCCUGGGCAAGUUCACCACCGCCAGUGAUGUAUGGGCUUUCGGCGUAACCUUGUGGGAGAUCCUGACUUUCUGCAAGGAGCAGCCCUAUUCGCAGCUCUCCGACGAGCAGGUCAUCGAGAAUACUGGCGAGUUCUUCAGGGAUCAGAAGCGACAGAUCUACCUGCCCCAGCCGGCCGCCUGCCCCGAUCCUGUCUAUAAGCUCAUGCUGAGCUGCUGGCAAAGGAACGCCAAGGAGCGGCCGCCGUUCCAGGACAUCCACCGUGUGCUGCUGGAGUGCCAGCCAUGACCACGGCAGCGGCAGCUGGGAUGGGGGGGGGGGGGUGUGCGGGGGGGCACCUCAGCACGCUGCUCGGACGUUUGUGCCCAGCACAUUCCCAGCAGCCUCGUGCUGGUCGACGCCCUUUGCCGGAUACUCCUAGGUUCUCAUGCAGGCGGGCGUUCCUCUCCCCUUCUGUGAGACAGUACUUACUGCUGUGUAACUAUUGUUAUUUUCAUAUCUGUGCCAGAACAGGGGCAACCUGAAGUGCUUGGGGGGGGCUGGCGCGGCAGGAAGGGUUAGGUGCCAGUAGGAGGCCUGAAAGUACUUUUGAAACGACCGACUCAAAUUUAAUCUAGUAACGCAGCAAAAAAAAGUUCCAUAUAAAAAGGCUUCCCCUGGUCACCUACCUUUCUCAGUUUCUUUUUUCCCCCUGGAAUUAAUUAGAUUGAUAGUAUUUGCAAAUAGCAAUGUUACUGUCAUGAAAGGGACUGAAUUCUUUCAUGAUUCCUUUUAGUAAAAAAAAAAAAAAAAAUGCACAAAUAUCACAUUUCAGGCCUUCACCACAAAAUGUCACAUUUUUGGCUUUUGAAUAGAUAUUUGAUUUGGCUUUUGAUUGCUGAUUUGGUUUGAUUAGAUUAGUAGGCAUUACGAAUAAUUACAGCAGUCAAAAUAAAAAGCCAAUAUAUAAUUUUGUUGUUACAUAGGUCUGGAAGUUGACUUUUUGCAUAUGGUUUUUGGUUUGUAUUCAUAAGGGACAGUUUGAAAUCAUAGCUGUCCCUUAAAUGUUCUUAGUGGAUUUUAAGGAAUAUUUCACACAUUUUUAUGUUCUUUUGUUUUAUUAAGGAAUGAGGGCAUGUCUUGCUGUUCGUUUUCCUGUGGGACUCAUUACAAUGAAACUCAAUGUGUGUCAGCACAGGACCAAGGGCAUUGUGUAAUGUAGGUGAAUUAAAUAUUCAUAGUUUUAAUACAAAGAAUAAUCUCAAAUAUCACUUUGUAUCAGAUAAUUUUGUCACAAUUGUACAUGUAACAAUAUCUGCUAUUUUAAGCAACUUUGUGCAUUAGGUUUGUACUGUUAACGUUCUACAAAUUUUGUAAUGUUGCAUUUUUUUUAUUUCUUUAUUUUUAAUAAGUGAUAAUGUGCUUUUAUGUAAGGUCCACAGCAGUACUCAGUUUCAGUCUCGAGUCAAACACUGACAGUUUCUUGCAGGUAGGCUAGUAUACAUUUUACAGUAGAGGCCUGAUAUCAUGCUCAGCACAGACCUGGAAUUCUGGAAUAGUCCAAUUAAACUGCUUCAAGCUCGGGAAAUUCA